AUGUCUGUUUCAAUUGGGCAAUCGGCACUAUCGCGCGCAGAAGCAAAGGAACACAUCGAACAGAUUAGACGCGAAUAUUCUCUUGAGGGGCACGAUAAACUCGCUCAGGCACUUACGAAUGCGCUUCACAUUCUUUCGACCGAGCUUUACGACCAAUCAACCCACUUCAUUCAAGAACUAUUACAAAAUGCCGAUGACAACCAUUUUGAGACUUCAACCCCAACCCUAAUAUUCUCAUACUCUCCCGGACGCCUUCGUGUGGACUGCAACGAGAAAGGGUUCCUACCUCGUCACAUUGAUGCUCUUUGCACUAUACGAGGUAGCACCAAGACAGACAAAGAUCAAGCGCCUUACACCGGCGAAAAGGGCAUCGGUUUCAAAAGUGUUUUUCGCAUGGCCGAUGUGGUUUGGAUCUCGUCGAAUAGUUACCAGUUUAAAUUUGACAAGCAUAAGCAGUUUGGCACAGUUGCACCAGAAUGGGUGGAAGACUUCCCAGUGCAUUCAAGCUCGGAAUAUACAACAUUCUAUCUGGAACUAUGCCCACAAGACGACAUGGAGGAAUUGGUUGAAAAGCUUGUCGACUUUGACGCCGAUCAGCUACUGUUUCUUCGGAGGUUAAGACAAGUCAAGAUUAACAUUGAGCGAGAGCAUCAGGACUUGAGCCAUAUGAUCCGUCGGAUAGACGAAACGGAUGGUUGUGGGAACCUCAUAACAACACUGGAUCUUGGAACUUCAAAGAAGAGGUUUAUGGUCAGAAAAUUUCAAGUCACCAAUUUACCUGAAGAACCAAGACGUCGAAAUCAAACUUGUUCGGAAAUGGUUCUGGCUUUUCCGUUGAUGGAAGAGCUGCCAGACGGAGGCACCGCCAUGCCUGUGUUUGAGGCAAAGCUCUUUGCAGGUCUACCUGUUGGCGUAGAUGGAGGACUCAAGUUCUUGUUGCAGGGCGAUUUCAUACUAACCGCCAGCCGCCUUCACCUUGAUACAUCGCUUCGCUGGAACCAAGGGCUCCGUGACGGUCUAGUCAAUGCAUUCUUAGAAUCAGUACUUGCAUUCAAUGCGGGUAUUCACCGCUAUAUUUGGCCCUUCUUUCUUUCCUACGACAAGAAGGUUUCCUCUUUCUUCCAAUCUGCAACAAAAUCAAUCUGCGAAAUGUUGAGGUUAAUGGAUUGCUUGGAAUCCAUGGAGGGUACCAUGGUGAAGCCUUCAGCACUAACAUAUGUGGACCUAGAAAAAUUCGGCGACAGCUCCGAAGACUUUCUAACAUUGAGCGCCAAGACGUCGCCACUGUAUCUUUCUAACAAAUAUCCGGCAUGGACUAUACCAGGAAUCCUAAGUCUUGGCGUGCGAAGGCUUUCCGCCACCGAGUUCCUGGAACACUUUCGCACACUUCUUUCAGAAGAAGACUCAGCGUUCAGAAAAAAGUCGUCUAGCUGGCACGGAGAUCUUGCAAAAGUUCUUCUCUCCCUCAUAUCGGAUGAGAGAAUCAGGAAGGAUCUAAGAAACCUCCCUAUAAUUCCACUUACAGAAGGAAGAUGGGUCUCGGCGAGCAACAACCCCAAGCCUGUUUUUGUAUCAAAAGAUCUCGAGUUGGACGAUUUCCCAACCCACAGCGGAUUGCCGAUUGUGGACCCUGAAGCAACAGCCCAUAAAGACAGAAAGGCGUUGUAUCAAGCAUUGGGAAUCGCCACCAUUGGAAAGGACCAGGUUUGUGAGUUCAUAUGCCAGCAACAUGCAUCGCCAGACUUCAAGCCCGAAAAAUGGACAACGGAGCAGCUAAUCAAACACGCAAAAAUGCUUUUCGAGUCUCAUUGGACACCACCAGCUCAACAUGCUGAUCUAUGGUUUGUCACAGCUGAUGACAGGCGUUGCAGGGGGUCUUCUCUUUGUUUUCGUGAGGAAGCAGGGAGUCCAGCGUAUCAAAGAAUCUUCAAACACCUCGAACAAGAGUCCCCCACAUUACAUCCAGACUAUUUCAAGGAUAGCUCAGUCACCGAGUCGCCCUUAGAUGGCAUAGACCUCUUUUCUUGUCCGCAGCAACGACGAUCAAUCUGGUCUAAAUUCCGGAAAACAGGUCGAUUUCGAAUGAGGUGGGGGUUCGAUUUGCCAGACAUACCUGGCAAAGUCGAGGACCGGUCCUGGAAAGAGUUUCUGGUCAAAUCCCUCCAAUUAUCGGCCAUUCCACGCCUGGCAGUAAGAACUGCGAAAGGGACCGUCGUAUCUAAAGAGUUCAAAUCCAUACUCCGAAACUGUCCUGUCACAGAUUGGUUACAGCUGCUUGAGGACGAGUGGCACACCUAUUCCAAAUGGCUCGGACCUGGGGGAGAAAACGCUGUGAGCUAUUCGAAUUAUGAUACAGCAGGUGACCUAUUGUCCACCAAAGUGAAGAAUUUGGAGGUUCUCACGUCGCGUGGUAGACAGAGGUUGUGCACCACGUUUGUCCCUGGUCUGGAUGACCUGGUUGCUGACGUUCCCAUCCCCAUCCUCGAUAUCAAAGGCGACAUUGGCAAGGUCACUAGAGAAAGGCUGAGGCUACUUGGCGUGACUGUGGAGAAGGAUAUCAGAUAUUAUCUUUCUUGCUUGAGGGCUCUGGUAGACCAGGUUUCUCCAGACGUCGAGACCCUCACCUACAUCUACGAACGAAUCCAAGCACAUUACAACGACGAGGACAUCUUAAUUGAGUAUGAAACAAUGCAUGCAUUUCAGAAAGACAGAUUGAUAUACGUCGAUGGAUGGGCUGUAAAAAACAGUGACAAAUGCCGAAAAGGGUGGUUCAACGCUGAGCAGUGUUCAGAUAAGAAAAUAAGAAUGGGAGAGCUGUAUCCCCGUUGCGAAGCUCUCUUCCGGUCCCUCAUGAUUACUGCAGGGUUGAACAUCAACGGCUUGGUAGAGAAGGCGACUAAAAUGGAACCCUCGACUCCUCGAACAGACAUGAUGGAAACAUUCGCGAAUAUCAACGACAUUCUCAAAGCUAUGAGCGCGAAGAAAGCUGCCAAUGUUGUCAAGCCUUUGUUAGACUCAGCAGUCUUUCCUGUGCUUACCCAGGCCUUAGGCGGUAAACGGAAGCUCAUGAAGCCAAGCAACACAACAUGGUUCAUUGCGGACCGGAAACAUUUGAGAGACAGUUUUCUCGGCAAGCUUCCUCUCUUGGACUUUAGCAUCGAGGAAGUUGAUGAUAUGUUGGACUUGAUCAAAGCACUGAACUUGCACAAGCGGAAACUGUCCCCUCUUGUCGACUGUCGGUGUCAUCCGAAGGGUCAAUUGGAAUAUUCGAUUCCAGCAAGCUGGUAUUUCCGUACACGUGCACCAUUCAUCAAAGCACUCACAGCGUCAUCGAAAAGCGAACAAAAGUCUUGGUCCAAGCUUCUUGAGAGAGCCCGCGUCAGCUUUGCAGCUGGAGUGGAACGCCGUUAUGUCCUGGAAACAGACUCAAAAUUGGUCCAAGGACAUCCAGAGGAAACCAUGGCUUCGUGCUUUGUUUCGAGCGGCUCAAUAAAAAUAUUCCUCGCAAGGGACUUCAGCCUCGAUUCUCAAAGCGCUGUAGCUGCGGUGGUGGAAAUGGUCUCACAGCAUUUCGAUUUCAAAGACCCGUUGAUCAUACACUUACUCUACACUCUAUUCAGUGAGAAGGAUCAUGACAUGGCUCUUCGAGCUUUUGGUCGACAGGGUUUCCAGGUAGAUGCCUCGGAACUAGGAUCCUGCCAAUUUUACCCCAGGGAACUGGGCGCUGUGCCAUCUCCAUUCGAAUCGUCGGGAUUCGUCGGGGAUGCAAGCUAUGUCUCGACAGAGCCCACCCGCUUGGGUGUCCGGUUCACCCAUAAGAAAGGAUUUCCGACUAGGAAAAGUCCUGAAGCAGACAGAAGGUUGCCGAUCAAGCGAUAUAUUGACUUUGAUGAUGACUCCGAGGAAGCGCGCAAACAGCUGCUUGAACCUGAUUACAAUCUUGAAUACCUGGGGCAGCGCAUUGUUUCAUCCUUCUUUGCACGCACGCUGGGGCAUACGUAUACGCCAAAUUUGCAUUGGAAAAGUCGUCUACGUUUUCGUGGAGGCCUUGACGUUUCAGAUAUACCCGAAGAAUCAUUCCCUUUCAUCAUCGCAGAUCCAGACGGUUCAAAGACAUUGACAGACAUGCUCACUAAGUCAGGGCUAAUUGAAGCCAAAGCCUGGGAGCAAAACUGGCCAGCAUACCAUUUCGAACUUGCCAUAUCAGAAGGUGGUAAGGACGACCAAUUCACAUGGACUUGGGAGCAACUAGAAAGGAUCCGCCUACAAGAAGAGGAAUAUGACAGUCAAACUGGCCAAGAAAAUGUUGUGGUCAUGAUCAGGAUCUACAAUGUCUUCAAAUUGCCUAGCUUGCAGUUUGUACUAGAUCCUUGGGAGGCAAUCUGGUCUAGAAGAUCACAGAUUCUCAAGGGCUCUAUCUUCAAGAUCAUCAUGCUUUUGGACCACGAGGAGGAUAUUGCCACAGCGGCCGCCCAGCUAAAGGACUCGUCAACAAAUACAGACCAAGUACCUACGAUUACAAUCACCGAAGAAGCCGACGACACCGACGAUCGGACAACGCAACAAAAUCCCCAAAGUUUAGGACACGUCAAUGGCUACCAGUAUAAUUAUACUCCCACUUUCCAGCAACAACCAUUUUUUGCACCCCCAUCAUACGCGUCUUAUGAUCCUAGUUGGUUAACCUCAUGGGCUCAGCCAACUGCGUAUUGGACAAUGGACGGACAACUCAUUUGGAACUAUCCUAUUCCUGCAUCUCAUGGCAUCCCUGAAAAACUUUACAAUGCUGCUUCACAGGAGACUUCCGACGAUUCGGAAUAUAAGACACCUCUAUCGAGAGAGAUAUCCACUGAAAAGUGGGAUAAACUUCCGAAAUACAAAUAUAGUCGCCUCAAAGACAAAAAAGAGAUACGCGUGUUUGUGUUGUUACCUGGGAAAGAAGACGACGUCCUCCGAGGUGUUAUCCAAACAUGCCCCUUCAAGGAUCCUAUUGCCUACAACACCGUGUCAUAUGUUUGGGGAGGAAAUCAGCAGCCGCGCUACAAACUGCUUACGCCCGAAGGAGUCUUGAAUAUACAAGCAUCAUUAUUUCUGGUCUUGAAGCGCAUAAGGAAGACAGACAAGCCUAUGGUACUUUGGGUCGAUGCUAUUUGCAUCAAUCAAAACGACAAGAAGGAGAAGUCUCAACAAGUAAAGCUACUUCCACAGAUUUUUCAACGCUCGGAGUGUACCUAUGCCUUCUUAGCCAAGGAUCCCGGACAUGAUACUGCCAUUAAAAUGCUCACGCGGGCGUUUAUAGACUUGAUUGGUAUCAACGAUAAGACCUCGGAAUCACUGUCGGAUAUUUCUGAGUGCCCCGACGACUUGGCAAAAUUUGAAGUCCCGUCUCAGAACGACCCUAUAUGGCAAGACCUAGCUGAGCUGCUCGAUCACACAUGGUUCAAGCGGGUAUGGAUUGUACAAGAAGCCGUAGCUUCGCCUAGUGUCAUCUUUGUUUGCGACAAGCUCUCCAUCGGAUGGAAUGUCAUGUCUCAGGCACUCACUUAUCUCGAUUCGGGCAGGUCACUACCUCCAGAAGUAUCAGUGGCGAUGGAACCCUUCACAACCCUCGAUAACCUGCGUGAAUGGGAUGCUAGACAGACACGCUGGUCUAUCUUGCUUCUACUUGAAGGUUUUCGCGGUUUGCAAUCUGGACUGAAGCGAGAUCGUUUCUAUGCACUAUUGGGAAUUGCAUGCGAUGGAAACUUGCCGGAUUUCGAGCCCGACUAUGAAAUCCCGUUCGAAGAUGUUGUCAUAACCUUUGCGAGAGCUCUCGUGUCCAACGGAGAAGGGAUACAACUUCUACACCGUGCCGGAAUCAGUACUCAACCAGACAGAUUUCCGUCAUGGAUUCCAGACUGGACUGUGCCGAAAUCUCCAAGUCUGGAUGACUCCUUGUCUCGGGGCAUUCAAUAUCAUACGUGUGGCAGUGACAAAAACGUCAGAAUUUCAUGUCUUGGCAAGGACGAGCUACUCGUAAUUGGAUAUCAGGUCGACAAGAUCGCGCGUAUUACAAAGUCUUCCAACACUCCUGGCUCAUGGCGACAAUACUUCGCAGAGAUCCAUUCCAUGGUGGAAAGCCUUCAAUGCUCUUCUGGACUGAAACAGAGUUACCUAUGGGAAGUACCAGUUGCAGGCUCUCGACACGGCAGAGUAGCGGAGAGCGACUAUAUCGAUUUAGUGGAUUCCUACAAGGCAUUUCAGAAGUUCAUGAAGAAAAUGAAAUGGAAGAAAGGCUACAAGAUUGCAGACAUCUUCAACUCAGCGUCCUCCGAGGAAUCCCGAGCAUCUGAAGAAGGAAACCUGGCGCAACGAAGCAGGAGUUAUGCCGAGUUACUGACAGGGACUUUGGAAGGUUGGCGGUUUGUCAAUACAGAGGAGGGCAGAUGUGGUGUUGUACCACCAGAUGCACAAGUUGGGGAUGAAGUACUGAUUGUCGGUGGAGGCAACGUGCCGUUUCUUUUCAGAAAGAGUACCAAGCGGCAAGGCUCGUAUCAACUGGUUGGUGAAUGUUAUGUCGAUGGGAUUAUGCAAGGGGAGGUGUUCGAUGAGGAUAAGGAUAUUAACCAGAAGAUAGUGAAUUUGGUUGUUCAUUAG
Fusarium venenatum is the source of this 6633-nucleotide messenger RNA. RefSeq lists its product as uncharacterized. Lineage: Eukaryota; Fungi; Ascomycota; Sordariomycetes; Hypocreales; Nectriaceae. The record is from RefSeq and is a predicted model, not a curated record.